Pocillopora damicornis (cauliflower coral) is the source of this 2011-nucleotide messenger RNA. Its product is annotated as beta-hexosaminidase subunit beta. Gene Ontology annotation, cellular component: membrane; lysosome. Gene Ontology annotation, molecular function: beta-N-acetylhexosaminidase activity. Gene Ontology annotation, biological process: glycosaminoglycan metabolic process; ganglioside catabolic process; carbohydrate metabolic process. The record is from RefSeq and is a predicted model, not a curated record. NCBI's taxonomy places the organism in Eukaryota, Metazoa, Cnidaria, Anthozoa, Scleractinia, Pocilloporidae.
UAAAUGAUUCGUCAACCUGUAAUCAAGCAUUGUUAUUUUUCGAGGGAGCGCGAUCAUGUAGCAGCGCAAGAGUCGACGGGUGACGAUUCUUACGUCGCUACAGUAUUGCGCUCCACCGAAAAAAAAAUGUGACUGUUGUCACAUGAUCGAAAUCACCCGACUGUCUUGUGACUUGUCCUUUAUGUCUGACAACAACAGUAACAACAGUAGCGCGGCCGCAUUAUCCAACGCUCUCACGCAAAUCUAUCGUCUGAAAGAUGUUUCUUCUGAAGCUGUUUUUCGUGGCUCUUGCUUUGAUGAGUUGUUCUGGCAGUCUUUCUGAACCGUGGGAAGAAGUAGAAGAAGAUGCCGAUAAAGAGGAAGCAGUGAUCAAUUAUGUGACGGGAUCGAUCUGGCCAAAGCCUCAAUCUUACAAAGGAACCGGCAAGGUCUACACGCUUACAUCGAAUAAUUUUUCUUUCGAUUCAGUGGGUGAAACCAGUGACGUACUGAAACAAGCGUUAAUGCGCUACAAGGUUUUGGUUUUUCCAGAUGCAGUUGAAAAACCUAAAGACGGGUUGUCGCAAAUUAUUAAACUGACAGUAAAGGUGUUGGACAAAUACGCUCCGCCCUCACUAGAGUCUGAUGAGUCCUAUAUCCUGGUUGUUGACGCACCUACUACUUCUUUGACUGCUAACACAGUGUGGGGUGCAUUACGAGGUCUUGAAACAUUCAGUCAAGUUGUUUAUCAAGAUCAAAUGGGAUUGUAUUUGGCCAAUGGCUCCAAAAUAGUUGAUCAUCCAAGAUUUCAGCACAGAGGGUUCAUGAUUGACACCUCAAGGCACUACUUACAUCCAUCGAUCAUCCUCAAGUUUAUUGAUGCAUUGUCAUACAGCAAGUUUAAUGUUUUUCAUUGGCAUGUUGUGGAUGAUCAAUCCUUUCCUUUUGUCAGUGAAACUUUUCCACAGCUAAGUGGGCAGGGUGCAUACAACAAUAAAACUCAUGUCUUCACAAAAGACGAUGUAAAUGAUAUUGUGGAAUAUGGAAGGAUGCGUGGAAUCAGAGUUGUUCCAGAAUUUGAUACACCAGGUCACACAAGAUCCUGGGGAAGCAUAGAAAACCUCUUAACACCUUGUUAUUCUGAAGGAAAACCAUCAGGGGCAAGUAAUCCGAACAUUACAACGUGGAUGAAGAAAAUGGGAUAUGGGCAAAACUAUUCUUUGCUUGAGCAGUAUUAUGAGCAACACCUGCUGUCAAUUGUGGAGGGACUUGGUAAAAGUUAUAUUGUGUGGCAAGAAGUUGUGGAUAACGACAUCAAAGUACUUCCCGAUACUGUGGUGAAUGUUUGGAAAGCGGGCUGGAAAAAGGAAAUGGAAAAAGUCACAAGCAAGGGAUUGAGAACAAUUCUGUCGGCUUGUUGGUACCUGAACAGAAUACAAUAUAGAAUUGACUGGGAUAAGUACUACACCUGUGAACCAACGGACUUCACUGGUACUGAAGAACAAAAAGAGUUAGUGAUAGGUGGCACUGGGUGUAUGUGGGGAGAGUACGUUGAUGGAACCAAUAUUCUCCCAAGAACAUGGCCCCGCGCUCUGGCAGUAGGAGAGAGACUGUGGAGUAGUAAGGAUACAACUGACUUAAAUGACGCUAAAAUGCGACUCUGGGAGCACAGGUGUCGUUACGUCAGACGUGGAAUACCGGCAGAGCCUGGCACGAGGUCUCAGUAUUGCAGAUAUGAAUGGAGGGUUUAGAUGUAUGGUAACUCGACGGCAAACUCGUAACCAGUUGCCACCUAUUUGUUUGAAUUUUGAAAUAGAAGGGGCCUGGUUAAAUUUUUUUUAAAAUUGAUUUGUAUAGGUACAAUCCAGAUUACUUUUAAACGAAUCCUAAAUUUUUACCAUAGUUCACUGAAAGGUGUAGUUUAGAGAUGUAGCUUUGUGAGUUUGUGUCAAAAGCUCUUUUGAAGUUUAUUCACUUAUCUAUACUACUAGGAAAUGACUAUAUCAGAGCUUCCAACAAACCAAAUAAAAUU